Papilio machaon (common yellow swallowtail) is the source of this 3314-nucleotide messenger RNA. RefSeq lists its product as uncharacterized. The record is from RefSeq and is a predicted model, not a curated record. Bases 728 to 3208 code for a protein of 826 amino acids. Gene Ontology annotation, molecular function: microtubule binding. Gene Ontology annotation, biological process: endoplasmic reticulum tubular network organization. Lineage: Eukaryota; Metazoa; Arthropoda; Insecta; Lepidoptera; Papilionidae. Gene Ontology annotation, cellular component: endoplasmic reticulum tubular network; endoplasmic reticulum membrane; cytoplasmic microtubule. The transcript is spliced from 9 exons.
GAAAUUCCCUGAAUAUUUGAAAUGUUUGUGCAUGCAUGUUAGUGUUUCUUUGACACGUGUCUUAUAAACUAGACGCCAGUCGACGUCACUACUGGCGUACUGCCAGCAUUCGAUGAUUUUAGAAUCAGCUGGGCCUGAAAUUUGGCAACUUUACUGUUUUUUAAAUCAUUUAUUCGUGUUCUCACCCCCAAUCAUUGCGAACCUACGGAAAGUACAUCUUUUUUGUACAAGUUAAAAGUGUAUAUAGAACAAAGAGGAGAAGAGGAAGGCAGUAGUACUCGCAGAUAUUCAAAUUGUCGAGCGCAGACAUAUGUUCGCGUCAUUACAGAGUUGUCUAAAUUCAUCUGUAUCAAUAGUACGAACAAAGAAGUUACUCAAGUUUGGUGUCCGUCCUAAAUUCAUCAUUAGAGUAUCCUGGUGCACUGCCGGGUGCUAUUUUCGGUAAGGCCUACCGCUGGCCGUUCGCCUUUUGGUUGCAGUUGAAGUUUUAGUUCGUGAUCGCGUCCCGUGUUAACGGCUGCCGUUCUAUGAAUUGUGCGAAGUGCGUUGACAUUUAACUGUAUUGUGAUUCAUUAUUGCCGAUGGUUGUUCGUCACUGGAGUUAUUAGUGUUUGUUCCUAGCGUGUUCAAUCAGUCCGCGCCGUCUGGAGCAAUUGAACACGCUCGGGUUGAUACAAUAAUAAAUGCAGUGUAGAACGGAGCCGAGUGUCUUGUGUCCGUUGUCUCCAUGGAGGCGGGUCGCGCGCGCUGUAACCGUGACAACCCUCGCUUCAGAUUGUCUUUGGGACUCACGAGCGUCCGUCAUAUAGUCGAUAAACUAGAGGCGGAAUAUACACAGCAAGUGACCAGUGCCAGCAGCUUAGAAGUAGUCAAAUACCAGUCGAACAUCGACAAUACUUUCUACGAUUACGAUGACUUCCCUUUCGGAACGCCGAACGGAAAAGUCUGGAGCAAAUUCGUUGUGAACUUCGGUUCGGCUCUCAGCCGAUGUGUGCCUAGCGUCACCUUCGCGAAUUUUGGAGUACUAUCUAUAGUGACUGCAGUGUUUGCACCGAAGAUGAUAUCUUACCUUGUGCUGUAUCCGUUUUGCAGAUUGGUAUUUGGAACUUUAUAUCCGGCGUAUGCUUCAUACAAAGCUGUGCGGACGAAGAAUUUAAAAGAAUACGUAAAAUGGAUGAUGUACUGGAUAGUGUUCGCACUGUUCACGUGUACGGAAACGUUCACGGAUGUGUUUCUAUCGUGGUUCCCGUUCUACUACGAGGUGAAGAUAGUGUUGGUGCUCUGGCUGCUUUCGCCCGCCACCAAAGGCUCCUCCAUACUGUACCGCAAGUUCGUGCAUCCAGCGCUCUGCAGGAGGGAACAGGAAAUAGAUGAAUACAUCGCCAAGGCCAAAGAUCAAGGUUACCACACCGUGCUCAACUUGGGCACUAAGGGCGUCAACUAUGCCACCACCGUUAUUAUGCAGACCGCUAUUAAAGGAGGCGGUGGUCUAGUCCAACAGUUGCGCAAAAGCUACAGCCUGUCUGACCUGACGGAGUGCGAGCCGCGCGAGGAGCGCGCCGGUGCGGACGAGGCCGACGACGUGCUGGCCGAGCCGAGGCUCGUGCGACGCGCUAUCAAAAGCGGAUUUGCGGCUCGGCGCAGCGCUUCCGAGUCUAACAGUCGUCAGCCGAUGUAUUUCCCAGAAGUGGACGUGGAUGUGAGAAAUACUCGCUCCAGUAGAAGUGAUGAACCAGAUUUUAGCCAUAUAAAAUCAACGGAAGAUAUAAGCUCGGGGUACUCGAGCGCGGACAACUCAGCGUCACUGACGCGCACUGGCUCCAUGGGCGCUGCGGGCGCGGGGCGGUCUCGCGCGCGCACCACACGGACUACCACCAUCACCACCAUCAAGCGUCCGCAGGCGGCUGAGGGUAAUGAAGUCCACAACGAGGAGUUACAAGACGACGAUCCUAAUACUUAUACAGAUAUGCCUUCUCUUGUCAACAUAUCAUCGUCCUGUCUUUAUUUAUCUCAUACAAAUCCUCCAUUUAUUUACCAGUAUGAUGGUGACCAGGUCAAAAUUUUACAAGUAUUAGGUCAGUUGCCUACUUCUGAGGAAUUAAGUUCAAAGGUUAAUCCAUCUGAUCAAAUGGACCAAAAUAAUAUAUCCACGGAGGAAAAAAUCAAAGAAAAUAGUCCUCAAAAUUUUGCUUUAGAUAACAUUUCGAAUAAUGAUUCCACAACAAAUACUUCCCAAAAUAUUGAAAUUAAUCAACAAAAACACGAUACAGAUAACAAUGUAGGGCUUACUAAAGUUGAUUCAGAAGUAGAGGGCGCUGAUAGCUUGUCAAAAGACAAACCUAGUUCUGAAUUUUCUCAAGUAAACAAUGAUACUCUAAAUGACACUACAACUAACAUUAAAUCCAUCGAAAAAGAACAUAAUAAUGAACAAGACACAAUAGAGAAUGAAAAUUUACCAAUAAAUAAUUCGGGUGAAACUGAUAACUAUUCAUCAGACGAUGAAGCUUCUUUUGGCACACCCAAUGAGUCGCCGAAAUCAAAUAGAAAAUAUGCCAAAGGUAAAUAUGGUAAAAAUAAAGCUCCGUUGCCACCUUCAACAGAAAUUAUAAAUACUUGUCCUAAAGACGUUUUUGACAGUACAAAUAUAAUGAAAAAAGAAAUAUUAGAAGAUGACAGGGAUUUAAAAGAAGAAAACAUGAAAAUUAAGGAGGAGACAAAUUCAAUACCUGACACUCUGAGUCCCACAAGUGAAAUAAAAAAACGUCAACAAUCCAAAUCACCGAUACGAAUACCCAAACCAAGUGCUUCGGGCUUUGGGAAAUUAUUGCAAUUACCUGGUAAAUUAGCUUUUUGGCAUAAAAACGAUGAUAAAUCCAUUUCUGAUGAUAUUUCGAAUUCUUCAGAUGACAAAAGUAGAAGUUCAUCAAUAGGUCACUUAACUGACAAUGUUCCAAGUAAGGAAGAUCCAAGUUUGGCCAGUGAUGAAUCGAAGGAUAUAUCUGAUGGACUAUUAAGACCAAAAUCAUUAGAUGACAUCAGUUUUAAAGAUGCAAUAGAAUCAGAAAAUGAAAUUACAUCGCAUAACAUUAUUGAAAAAAGUGUCAUUCUCCAAAAGCUUAUCGAGGCGAAAAUAGAAAGUCACCCGGAAUAUAAAUUUGUUCCUUUGAAAGAUGAAAUGAAGACCAUAUCAAAAAGUACAGAUGUUUAAUACGAAUGAUAAAUUCGACAGGCCCGAACAGCAAUGCUGUCGGCAUCUGCUACAAUACCGCGCGCAAAAAAGUCUAAUAAAAGGAAAACUCAGUAGGCAAUUUAUU